This is a messenger RNA of Oppia nitens, 471 nucleotides long. RefSeq lists its product as uncharacterized. The transcript is spliced from 3 exons. The record is from RefSeq and is a predicted model, not a curated record. Lineage: Eukaryota; Metazoa; Arthropoda; Arachnida; Sarcoptiformes; Oppiidae. The coding region runs from base 1 to 471 and encodes 156 amino acids.
AUGUGCUUUACCUCAUACUUUGUAAUUAUUACAAAUAUAGUUAAUUCAUAUCCAAGAAGUGGUGGUUACGCGAGUGGCGGAUAUUAUUUUAUGGGAGAUACUAGUCAUCAGAUAUUACCAGUUUUAGCCGUUAAUAAUCAGGACAUACAAGUGCUCAAUGAUCAACAGCCACAGCCACCCAAACAACAAUUUUUUAUCGUUCCUUAUUCACGUGUGAAAAGUGAUUCUUCUGAUGAAAAAAGACAACCAAAAGAUGAAACUGAAGAUGAAAGUGAUGACAAUAAUCAUAUGCAUACUGAAGAAGAAGAUCCGGGCAAUAGUUGUGACGCCAGAGAUGAUGAACCAAACGAUGACAGCGACGAUGAAGUACAGGAAAGUCAAGACAUUCGAGACUCAAAACCUAAGAAGAAGACAUACUCUGAUGGAUAUACUAUGGGUUGGAUUGAGAAGACAGUCGAUCACUUCGAUUAA